This is a messenger RNA of Pterocles gutturalis (yellow-throated sandgrouse), 1740 nucleotides long. It is a transcript of the gene UBAP1, whose product is annotated as ubiquitin associated protein 1. Gene Ontology annotation, molecular function: DNA binding; ubiquitin binding. Bases 1 to 1449 code for a protein of 482 amino acids. The transcript has 5 exons. Gene Ontology annotation, biological process: ubiquitin-dependent protein catabolic process via the multivesicular body sorting pathway; regulation of DNA-templated transcription. NCBI's taxonomy places the organism in Eukaryota, Metazoa, Chordata, Aves, Pterocliformes, Pteroclidae. The record is from RefSeq and is a predicted model, not a curated record. Gene Ontology annotation, cellular component: ESCRT I complex.
AUGAUCCUUAUAAUUUAUCUUUUUUUUUUUUUCUUCCCUCCUUUCUCCUCCACCUUCGGUCAGUAUGACUUCUCACUGGAAAAGAAAACAAUUGAGUGGGCUGAUUAUAUCAAGAAAAUUCAAACUGCCCAGACAGAAGCUGAACGCAAGGCAGAAGAAGCCUUAGCAAACUCAAAAGCAGCUCCAGAGGACAGCAACAAAAUGUGGUUCUCUGAGGGACCUUGCCCUGAGGCCAGGCCUCCUCCUAUUAACCCCAUCUUUGCCAGUCUGCAGCACAAUAAUAUUCUUACUCCCAUGCCAGCCAACAGCAGUGCUGUGAAGCAAAAGGUUCUCAGUCCACCUUGUCCAAAAGCAGACUUCAACCCAGCUGAUUUUGAAUGUGAAGACGACCCAUUUGACAAACUGGAAUUGAAAACUAUCGAUGAUAAGGAGGAAUUAAAAAAUAUUCUUGAAGUUCAUGUUGGUACUCCUGGGCCAGUUGUUGCCCAGCUGUUAGAUAAUACUUUGCCCAAAGGAGGGUCUGAGUCUAUGUUGCAAGAUGAGGAAGUUCUGGCAUCCAUACAAAGGGCCACGCUGGACUUCAAGCCCCUUCACAAACCCAAUGGCUUUAUCACUUUACCGCAGUUGGGAAACUGUGAAAAGAUGUCCUUGUCUUCCAGAGUGUCCCUGUCCCCUAUCACUUCAGUGAGCAAUAUCAAAUCCCUGUCCUUUCCUAAACUUGACACCGAUGACAGUGAUCAAAAACCAUCAAAGCUCACAAGCACUUUCCACAGCACUACCUGUCUCCGCAAUGGCACUUUGCUCAGCUCUUUGCAGACCUGUGCUCAGAGUGAACUGAAUGGACACCAUAUGGUUGGUCUUUCUGCUCAAAGUGGCAUGGAGACAUCAUUAUCCUCUUCAUCCAGGCUGCCUUCCCUGGCUGUGUCAACAGUUUGUACAGAAGAAGAAUCAUCUGAAAGCACAGCGACUACGGUACACACAGUCUACAAGGAAAGAGAAAUCCCUGAGGUAACGCACCAAAAUUUUCCAGUGUCUAAAGUGCCCAAAAACACCAGCUGCACAAAGCGGUCGGGUGGCCCAGCUCCUGAACUACAGCAGGCUCUCUCUGCUAGUGAGAGGCAGUGCAUAGAGACAGUUGUCAACAUGGGGUACUCGCCUGAGAAUGUCCUGAAAGCCAUGAAGAAGAAGGGACAGAACAUAGACCAGGUUUUGGAUUACCUGUUUGCACAUGGACAGCUUUGUGAGAAGGGCUUUGAUCCACUUCUUGUUGAAGCAGCUUUGGAAAUGCACCAGUGUUCAGAGGAGAAGAUCACAGAACUUCUCCAACUAAUGAGUCAAUUUAAAGAAAUGGGCUUUGAACUAAAAGACAUUAAGGAGGUCUUAUUAUUACAUAACAACGACCAACACAAUGCUUUGGAAGAUCUAAUGGCCCGUGCGGGAGCCAGCUGAAAACACAUUCCUGGAUUCUCGGAGUGCAAGGGAACAGGACCAGCCCCGCCACCUUCACAUCCAGUGUGACUUGCUCUCGGCAGGAAGGAGUCCAGCUUUUUGCAUACAUGGGAGAGUGCCUGCGUGCAUCACUCCAGCAUUUGUCUUUUCACCGAGAGCCAACAUUUGUUCUUAAAUUAAAUUAUUAAAGUGUCCUUUCCUAGGUUUCCUUUUUCCAGCUUAGCCACGGAGAGUUUAGACUGCCCAACCUCUACUGGAAUUGUACAUAGGUAGAGACGGGAGUGGUUCCCC